Molecule: messenger RNA, 1724 nt
Organism: Striga asiatica
Lineage: Eukaryota; Viridiplantae; Streptophyta; Magnoliopsida; Lamiales; Orobanchaceae
Source: the annotation of a GenBank genome assembly
AUGCAAGACUGCAUUUUUCUAUCUUCAUUCGAGAACACCGAUCAGAUUCCGGCCAACAUUUCCAAUUUUCUGCCGGCCCAUUUGAAUUUUCCGAUUGGCCGGAGGUUUCUUGCCGGCCGUGCUCCGUUUUCAGGCUUGUAUGGAGGUUCAGGGUCUGAUUCGAAAGGGAACUCUGGGAGUUCAAACACAAUCGUGAUAAUACCCAGAAAUAUUAAAGAUUUACGUCAAAGUCCCGGGAAUGGCGAUCUUGAUAUUUUCACUUAUGAAGAGAUGAAAUUGGCAACCAAACACUUCCGGCCAGAUCAAGUUCUUGGUGAUGGUGGCUUUGGUAUUGUCUAUAAAGGAGUUAUAGACGAUAAUGUGAGGCCUGGCUAUAAGUCAACUACUGUUGCUAUCAAGGAGCUUGAUCCCCAUAGUUCACAAGGGGACCAGGAAUGGCUGGCAGAGGUCAAUUAUUUAGGUCAACUUCGACACCCUAACCUGGUGAAGCUGAUUGGCUAUUGCUGUGAAGGGGACUAUAGGCUGUUGGUCUAUGAAUAUAUGGCAUCCGGGAGCUUGGAGAAACAUCUUUUCUUAAGAGUACGUGCCAGUUUAACAUGGCAUAAACGAUUGAAGAUAGCCUUGGAUGCUGCAAAAGGGCUCGCUUUUCUUCAUGGUGUGGAGAAACCCAUCAUAUACAGGGAUUUUAAAACUUCAAACAUUUUGCUCGAUGGGGAUUUUAACGCAAAGCUUUCUGAUUUCGGACUGGCAAGGGUGGGCCCCACAGGAGAUCAAACUCACGUGUCGACCCGUGUUAUGGGUACGUUCGGUUAUGCCGCUCCAGAGUAUGUCAUGACAGGUCAUCUGACGGCUAGGAGUGACGUGUACGGCUACGGAGUUGUCCUGCUCGAGAUGCUCAUCGGGAGACGGGCCAUGGACAAGAGCAGGCCCAGCCGCGAGCACAACCUCGUCGAGUGGGCCCGCCCACUCCUCAACCACACCAAGAAGCUCAUCAAAAUACUGGACCCAAGGAUCGAGGGCCAGUACUCGACCAAGAUCCUCAUGAAAGUUGCAAAUUUGGCCUACCAAUGCCUUAGCCAGAACCCAAAGGGAAGGCCCACAAUGCGCCAGGUCAUCGAUAUACUCGAGCCAUUGGUGGCUCACGAGCUGCGGCUCGAGGACGUGGACCCACCUAGCGGAGGUGGGUCCGUGACGCUUUACGAGGUCCCGAAAGGCCACAAUACUAUGAGUUGUGAUAGCGGGCCUGAGCAUGUGAAGGAUAAUAAUAAUAUUAGUUGUAAUAAUAAGCAGGGUAAUGGAAGGAGCAAAAGCGAACCUCCAAAGGAGUGUGACCUUUAUGAGCCCUCUUCAGAGAAUUUGCAGAUCGAGAGAUCGGUAUCAGAUGUGCGGUGAAGAUUGAAUUGCAUUGGGAUUUGUGUCGAUAUGUUGAGAUGGACUUGGAUUGAAUUUAGCUUUAUUUUCUUUUUGCGAUUUCGUUUCUUGUUUUCUUUUGCAGCGAGAGCAUUUGCUUACUUUUUGUACCAUGAGAUGGCUAAGGUUUUUUAAUGGGGCUUUGAGUAUGUAUGCUCUGAGUGAAAAAUGCAGGAUUUUUAUUUAGCCUUUUGUUUUUCUCUGAUUUGUGAAUUUUGUUCUUGACCUAAUUGAACUAUUUAUGCAGAGAUUGUACCUAUAGUGAAAAACCAAGAAAAUGUGGACAUUUAUUAUAACUGCAAUCAACUCGAAAG